Molecule: messenger RNA, 1469 nt
Organism: Ilex paraguariensis (yerba mate)
Lineage: Eukaryota; Viridiplantae; Streptophyta; Magnoliopsida; Aquifoliales; Aquifoliaceae
Source: the annotation of a GenBank genome assembly
UCCAACCUCGCUCUCUUUUCCUUUUCGUUUUUGGAAGCAAUCACCUCGAAAUCACUUUCAUCUCUGUUACCUCUCUUUUUUUGUUAAUUGGAAUUUUGAAUUUUAUUUUGUACGGGAAGGGUUUCGUUUGGUUUUGUUGGCUCCGAAGCAGUUAUCAAUCUCAACUACUUGCACAAACCCUUAAAAAUUUGGGAAUUUGUCUUCCAAUUUUUUGGGUGAUCAUUCCAUUCUGAGGAAUGCUUUGAAGCUGUGAAGAAUUGGAUCUAGCCGGUGAAGAAUUCUAUUUGUGGGAUUCUGACCGGCGAGAGAGAGAGAGAAGACAAAAUGGCGAACUUGGAGUUGCAGAUGAGCCCUCAGUUGGAACAGAUCCAUGGAGAAAUUCGUGACAAUUUUCGAGCCCUCGCAAAUGGCUUCCAGAAGCUGGAUAAGAUUAAAGACUCCAAUCGACAAAGUAAACAGCUGGACGACCUUACAGGGAGGAUGAGAGAGUGUAAAAGGUUGAUCAAGGAGUUUGAUCGUGAAAUUAAGGAGGAGGAGGGAAAAAAUCCUCCUGAAGUUAACAAGCAACUAAAUGACGAGAAGCAAUCCAUGAUUAAAGAGCUGAAUUCAUUUGUGGCAUUGAGAAAAACGUAUAUGAGCACCUUUGGCAAUAAGAGGGUUGAACUCUUUGACAUGGGAGCUGGUGCUAGUGAACCUACAGCUGAUGACAACGUUCAAAUGGCAUCAGCUAUGUCAAAUCAGGAGCUUGUUAAUGCUGGGACGAAGACAAUGGAUGAAACUGAUCAGGCCCUUGAACGCUCCAAACAGGUUGUUCACCAAACAAUAGAAGUGGGAACCCAAACUGCUACUACCUUGAAAGGCCAAACUGAGCAAAUGGGUCGUAUUGUUAAUGAACUGGAUACAAUUCAGUUCUCUAUUAAAAAGGCCUCCCAGCUUGUGAAGGAGAUUGGUAGGCAGGUGGCAACAGAUAAAUGCAUCAUGCUUUUUCUUUUUCUGAUUGUCUGUGGUGUGAUUGCCAUAAUCAUUGUAAAGAUUGUGAAUCCUAACAACAAAAGCAUCAGAGACAUCCCCGGAUUGGCUCCUCCAGCUCCAACCACGCGGAGAUUGUUGUACCUAAAGGCUGGUGAAACAUUUUGAGUAACUUCUUCAUCCCAGAUGGGGGGGAGGCUUAUUUCAUCCAAUCUCUUUUAGUCUCGUUUUGAGUUGGCGGGAGAAGGUGGGAAGCAUACUGUUCGAGGGUGUGUCGGAUUUACGUUACUGUGUCCUUCAUGAGAUGUGCAUAUCAUGUUUGUGAAUUUCUGUGUAAAUCAUAUGCGAGGUUUGUGUUCACCUGCUUUUUUGCAUUGGUUUAAAUUCAUGUUUCUUUCUAUAAAUCUUCCAAGAACAUUGUAGUUGUAGAAAUAAAUAAUAUACUGCUGAAUCCCGUGUGAGAUCUUAUGCAAAAAAAAAAACCUAUUGGGAAUGAUGAG